Arabidopsis thaliana (thale cress) is the source of this 948-nucleotide messenger RNA. Its product is annotated as cotton fiber protein. Bases 210 to 677 code for a protein of 155 amino acids. The transcript has a single exon. NCBI's taxonomy places the organism in Eukaryota, Viridiplantae, Streptophyta, Magnoliopsida, Brassicales, Brassicaceae. The record is from RefSeq and is marked reviewed.
AUUUAAUCUUAUUAUUUAACUCCCAAUAUUUCAAAAACUAUCGUUUACAAAAAUAGCGGAAUCUUUUCUUCAAGAAAACAAAAAUCUCCCUCCAGGGAGAAGAUUUUUUGUUUUUCCUUAAAACUUUAAGUCAUCUUUCUGAUGGAGACAAGAAAUCAGAAUGGUGAUCAAUUAGAGAUAGAGCAAAUUAAAUAAACAAGACGACUACCAUGAUGAAGAAGAAGAAAAAGUCAUCACGUGGGAUGCACAUGUUCUCCGUCGUCAUGUUCAUGCUCCGUCGUCGCCGGACCUCCAACACCAGGUUCUGGCGGCGUGUUGUUGAGUCCGUACGUAAAGUCCGUUCCGAAAUUACGAUAAUGCCAGUGACGGAGAUGGGAGGAGACGAUGGUGAUAAUGAAGUUGAUGAUCGUUUAUCGGAGACUAUGGAGGUUUUCACGGCGCCUUCCUCUUCAUCAUCAUCAGGAAUCUCGGGAUAUGGAUCAGCCAUGUCCUUACGUGAUUUGGACUAUCCUUAUGAUGAUGAUAUUGAUGAAUGUUAUAGUGAUGUCCAAGGAGGAGAUGAUAUGAUUGAUGAGAAAGCUGAGGAAUUCAUCGUCAGAUUCUAUGCGCAAAUGAAGAUGCAAAAUCAGGUUUACACUGAUCGUUGCAAAGCCAAAGGGAUACUGAUGAAUUUUUAAUGAUCUUAUUAAUUAUGGUUCGUUCAAUUUUACCUCAUCAUCAUCAUCAUCAUUCAGGUUUUAAUUUCUUGGUCAUUUUUGUUUUUCGUAUUAUAAUUUAAUUUAACGACAUUUUCUGUAAUUUCAAUUAAUUAAUGAAAUAUAGGAGAAUGAACAAGUAUAUGUAUUUUUGUUUGUGUGGAAUAUUAAAUUUGAUUAAAUAUUUCAUAUUCAAUGUGUUUUAUUAUCUCAUAGUAUCAAUCAGAAAUUGGUUAUAUUAAAUAGCACAUUU